This is a messenger RNA of Daphnia magna, 1348 nucleotides long. Its product is annotated as bestrophin-2. The coding region runs from base 94 to 1245 and encodes 383 amino acids. The transcript has 13 exons. The record is from RefSeq and is a predicted model, not a curated record. Gene Ontology annotation, molecular function: chloride channel activity. NCBI's taxonomy places the organism in Eukaryota, Metazoa, Arthropoda, Branchiopoda, Diplostraca, Daphniidae.
CAACAAACAUGCAUCACAUUCCACAAGUACGUUGAUCAAUCGCAGUACGAAGCGUAAAGCAGAUGGUACUGCAUACGUUUGCCUAGGAACAUUAUGGUUAGUUUUGAAGAAACUAAUCCGGCGGAUUCAGCACAAAACAGAGCGUCCUAUUACACGAUGAGCUGUAAAAAAACCUCCAUCGCCAUGUUGACAGCUGCCGACGCAAGCCGUUUCGGUGAAAGCAUCAACAUCGUCUUCCAAUGGAAACGAAGUCUCUACAAGAUGAUCUGGAGGCAUUCGCUGAUAUUUCUUACCGUUUACUUUUCGCUGACGGCUCUGUACAACUUUGGUCUUGGAAAGAAAAACAGAGAACAUUUUGAAGCGUUGACUGCCUAUUUCGCCCGCUACACACGUUCCUUUAAUUGGAUGAUUAUGUUGGGUUUCUUCACAAACACGGCGUUACAUCGACUGUUCAACACGCAAAUGACGACGCCUGGUACGGCCAAGAUUACCACAGUAUUCAUCAUGUCUCUCAAACAGAAUUUGCCUGAGGGUCCAGUGAUUGUUGAUCAAUACGCUCGCUGGGUCGUGCUAGCUUGGAUCCUCACAUUUCGCAUCGUAUGCAAACCACUUCGAGAGAAGUUCCCAAACUUGACUUCCAUUCAAAGCUCAGGGAUUCUUCUCGAGGAGGAGAAAAGGAUGCUUCAACGUGGAGGAUAUCCUACGCCACGUCCUUUAAUUGUCAUCGAAUGGAUGCUUCUUUUAUUAAAAGAAUGUGCGAAAGAAGACAGGUACAUCAACAAGUCAAGUCACAAUAAGAACGUCGAGGCCGUUAUGACGUUCAAAAAAGGUUGCAGCAACAUUGUGAAAUUUUCAUCGCAAAAUAUUCCAUACGCUGUGAUCCAGGCCGUUAUUGUAGUGGUUUAUUGCUUUGGAAUGGUCACAGCCAUGGCUCGCAAUCUUCCGAGAUUCGAAAAUGAAAUCGUCCGACACGUUAUCGCGUACUUCCCCGUGAUGCCCUACCUUCAGUUUUUCGUAUUCAUCGCGUGGCUCAGCGUCGGCAGAGCAGCCGUGAAUCCAUUCGGAAACGAUGACACUGAUAUUGACGUCAGGAAACUGUGUGAGACGCACAUCCAGGAUUUGGCUUGGCUCACUGAACUCUACUCUAAAACACUAGAUGAUGUAUUUUAUAACUUGCCACAAAAGCAAUUCAAAACUGAAAACGAAGAGGAACGUCGAUCUACAUUUUCAGAAACCGCGUGUUGAAAUGCAAGGCAACGUUAUGGUGGAUUCGACAAGUCUGGCACCUGUAUAUUUUUGCUGCGUUGUUUUUCUUUUUUUUUUUUUAUAAACGAAUUUUGGUUGCGUC